Molecule: messenger RNA, 3488 nt
Organism: Camellia sinensis
Lineage: Eukaryota; Viridiplantae; Streptophyta; Magnoliopsida; Ericales; Theaceae
Source: RefSeq, a predicted model, not a curated record
GAAGAAUUACCUAAAUCACUAGGCUCUCUUUAUAAUCUACAAACAUUGAUGUUAAGAGAAUGUACAAAAUUGAAAAAGUUGCCAACAGACUUGGGAAGCCUAAUUGACCUACGUCAUCUCGAUACUACAAAUGCACAUUCCUUAAAAGAAAUGCCACUGGGAAUAGGUAAGUUGGCUAGUCUUCAAACACUGUCCAAUUUCAUUGUUACUAAAAGCAAUGGGCAGCAGUUAAGAGAGUUGGGGAACUUAAUUUAUCUUCGGGGGAGGCUUUGCCUAUCUGGGUUACAGAACGUGGUGGUUCCAUUAGAUGCAAGGGAGGCGAAUUUAAUUGAUAAGGAGGGGUUAGAUGUGUUAUCAAUGGAAUGGAGUGUUAACUCAGAUGAUUCACGAGAUGGAAGAGUUGAAACAGAAGUGCUUGACAUGCUACAACCUCACAAAGAUUUAAAAGAGCUCCAUAUCAAAGGCUACCUUGGUAUAGGAUUUCCAAAUUGGAUAGGAGAUCCUCUAUUCUCCAAUAUGGCUGACCUAAGUUUAGAUAAUUGUGGAAAUUGUGUAUCCUUGCCACCACUCGGACAACUACCCUCGCUCAAAAAGCUUUACAUUAAAGGAAUGAGUGUACUAAAACAUGUUGAUCAUGAGUUUUACGGGCAGGGUAGUGCCAAUCCUUUUCAAUUACUGGAGACUCUAAGCUUUAAGGAUAUGCCGAAAUGGAAGUAUUGGUAUACUUUUGAAGAUGAUAAGGAAGUUGAACCAUUUACUCAUGUUAGUGAGCUCUCUAUCGAAAAUUGUCCUAAACUUGUUGGAAUGUUGCCAAGUGAUCUUCCUUGUUUGAAUAAUCUAAAGAUUACAAAGUGCCCGCAAUUGCUAGUUGAAGUUUCUAGGGUUGUCUACCCGUUACUCACCUCUAUAGCUAUGAAUGACGUUCCUCUAACAAGCCUUCAAGCGGUCCUUGAGAUGAGGAGUAUGGUUGAUGAUGAAGGGAUAUCGGCAAAUGCAAAGUCUAAGCACCCAAUUUCAAUAACUUCCUUGAGCAUUGGGAUGAUUAAGAAACUCGAGCUCUUGCCGAAAUGGGUCACUCAUGGGCUGAUGGAACUCGAAGCAUUGGAGAUCACAAGCUGUGAAGAACUCAAGACACUAUGGAAGAAUGAGGAGAGAGUGCAACACAGUCUCCCUGCAUUCCGAUGUUUGAAAAUUGAAGGCUGCCCCCAGCUUGUUUCAUUGUUUGAAGAAGAUGAGGAUGAAGACAACAAAGGACAACAUGAGCAGCAGCAGCAGCAGCAGCAGCAACAAGAGGGACUCCCCUGCAUAGUGAGGAGGCUUGAGCAUCUAACAAUAGAUAAUUGUGAAAAGCUGGAGAAACUGCCACGGCUGCUACAUAACUUCACUUUUCUUGGAGAGUUGUUUGUCUAUAAGUGUCCGAGUCUCGGCUCUUUUCCAGAGACAGGUUUUCCGUGCACAUUGAAAAUACUCAGGAUAUAUGAUUGUGAGGCUCUGCAAUCCUUAUUCGGGUGUUUAACACAGAUUAAUGACAGUAAUCUUCAAGUGUUAGAUGUUCGUGAUUGUCCAUCCCUCACAAGCUUGAUAUCGUGUAGAGGUGGGGGGCUACCACCCACACUCAAAGAGCUUGGGAUUCGGAGGUGUAAAAAGUUGGAGGCACUGCUAGUAGUAGAGGAGGGGAUGGAAAUUACCUGUCCAUCUCUUGAGUCUGUUUGGAUCAUUAAUUGUGAUAGGCUCAAAUACUUGCCAGAUGCCCUUCCUAAUAAUAAUAAUAAUAAUCUCAGGAAUCUCAGUCAAUUGUACUUGUAUGGGUGUAAGAAUUUGGAGUACAUUCCGGAAGGAUGGUUCCACUCCGCAACAAAUCUGACAGAUUUGGAGAUCAGGGGAUACAAAAAACUCAAGGCCCUACCACACGGAUUGAAUCUCACUUCUCUUCAAACGCUGUAUAUGAAUAUUUCACAAUGGAACAACAACUUCAAGAAGAUUGGUUUGCGCAGUUUAUCCUCUCUUAGAAUACUGUCGAUUUCAGGCGCAAUUAGCGUGGCAGAGGAUGAAGAAGAAGAAGACGAAGAAGGUGUAGCGGGGUCCAGCUUUCCGAUAGAUGGGAAGUUGCUGCCCACCUCUCUGAUCGAUCUUCAGAUCGGGGGUUUCCGAAAUCUGGAGAAGCUAUCUUCUAAGUUGUUUCAAAACCUCGCCUCUCUUGAAUAUCUUCAAAUCUGGGGUUGCCCUAGGCUCAAAUCUUUACCAGUGCAAAGGCUGCCUCCCUCACUUAAGAGAUUGACGAUCCGGGGAAGUCGGAAACUAACAAGGAAGUGUGAAAAGGGGAAAGGCAAAUAUUGGCCCCACUUAGCUCACAUACCUGAAGUCGAUGUUCAUGAUUAAGCUCUGUUGUGGAGAUUCCCACCGCAGUUUUACAAGCACUCAAAUUGCCAGAAAUGUGCUUUCAAGGAUCUGAAUACAAAGAAAGGCUUCUUCCGAUAGAUUUCCUCGUCUGCUUUUAUUUCUGAGGCAACCACAACAAAUGGAAGAGUUCACAUUUCUUUCCAGCUUGGUGCAUUUGUCCCUGGAUAUCCUGUCCAUCCAAUGAUUGUUUGCUGUCCCCUUGUACACUUUGACCAAUCCUGGGGAAAUAUAGCUUUGGGAAAGCUCAUGUUUAGAAUCUUCAUAGUUUCACAAUGUCAUGGAGGACAACAUAUCUCUAGUCUGGUCUUGGAUUGUUGCUGAGUCUUGAUUGGUUACUAUAACUGUACAAACAUCUUAUUCCUAUGGGGACAUCAUGUUGCUUGCAAAAGCUUCCGAGUCCAAAUAGGUUGACAUGAUUGUCCUGACUGAUGGUAGUUGCAUUCUUGGUCUAGGUGAUCUUGGGGUCCAGGGAACUGGAAUACCCAUUGAAAAACUUGAUAUGUAUGUCGCUGCUGCUGGAAUCAAUCCACAGAGAAUUUGGGACUUCAGCACCCUCGGUUGGAAGGAGAGGAGUAUCUAUCAAUUGUUGAUGAAUUUAUGGAGGCAAUUCACGCCCGUCGGCCCAAGGCUAUUGUGUAGUUUGUGGAUUUUCAAAUGAAGUGGGCUUUUGAAAGACUGCAACGGUAUCAAAAAAGGUUCUGCAUGUUCAAUGAUGACAUGCAGGUGAAUACUUGGUGUUGUAUUCUGCUAUUCUCCAUGGAAAUAGUAAAGAAUAUAAUAAGACAAAGUACUUAAAGAUUGUUAAGGGUGACUCUAUUAUAAUGACAUUUUUGUCGCUUGCCAUCAUGUUGUAUAGGGAACUGCUGGUGUUGGACUGGCAGGACUGCUUGGAACCGUAAGGGCACAAGGUCGACCAUUGACUGACUUUGUGAACCAAAAGAUAGUUGUAGUUGGAGCUGGAAGGGCUUGGUGUUUUUAACAUGGCUGCACAGGCUAUUUCAAGAAUGGCAGGAGCUGAAGCAAGUCCUCAGUUUUUCCUACUUGAUGAAGAUGGUCUCAUUACAACAGAAAGGAAGGGUGCUGGUCCA